ACGAGACGAACGAGGAAUAAAUAGGAAGAUAUCCACGUAGCUUAUAUAUCCAUCCGCCGUUACAAAUGUGCCCGUUUGUUUAAAGAAAGCCUACUUUAAUUUAGGAGAUAUAGGCGUUCAUAGUGGCGGGGUAACGCGAAUAAAACCCCACACCGGCCGGUCCUUUUUGCUGAAAGGGAAGAGGACGAAAAAUGGAGCUGGAAGACGGAGUUGUGUACCAGGACGACCCGGGGACAUCUGCGAUGAUGUCGGAGCGGGUCUCGGGCCUGGCCAGCUCCAUCUACCGCGAGUUUGAGAGGCUCAUCGGCAAGUAUGACGAGGACGUGGUGAAGGAACUGAUGCCGCUGGUGGUGGCCGUGCUGGAGAACCUGGACUCGGUGUUCGCGGAGAACCAGGAGCACGAAGUGGAGCUGGAGCUGCUAAAGGAGGACAACGAGCAGCUCAUUACCCAGUAUGAGCGGGAGAAAGCGCUGAGGAAACAUGCGGAGGAGAAGUUCAUUGAAUUUGAAGACACCCAUGAGCAGGAGAAGAAGGACCUGCAGAACCUUGUGGACCGGAUGGAGUCUCACUCACGGCAACUGGAACUCAAAAUCAAGAACUAUUCAGACCAGAUCAGCAGGUUAGAGGAGAAUGAGCUGGUACUGAAGAAGGAAUGCAACACUCUGCACCAGCGGCGUUCUGAGAUGAUCCAUAAUUACAUGGAACAUAUGGAGAGGAUCAAAAUGCAGCAGAUAAGCGAGACGUCAGAGUCUACGACUGGUGGCCGGGUCAGGAAAGAGCGGCCUCUUUCUUUGGGGAUUUUUCCCCCCUCUGGUGGAGCGUCUUUGAUAAUCCCAGAUUCCCACACCAGAGUGGAGACGCCAGGCACAGAAGGCUGGAGGUUUUCUGACUCCUCUCAGUUACUCUCCAACACUAGUCUGAAGCAGUUGGACUUUGUCAACCCCCCGGAGGAAAGGGAGGGUAAGAGUGUGCAGGACCCUACUUGGGGGAAUUCACUGGCAGACGACUGCAAGGACGAACUGUCAGACAUCACCGGCUCCAAAUCAACCACAGGCUCAGACAUGGAGAAAGAAGAAGGGAACAGUAAGAGUACACAGGUGCAGGCUGCACCAGGGACCAGAACCAUAUCAGACGGUUUGCCUGAAAAUGAGGAAAACUCAGAUGUGCAGGACAUUAUUGAGUCCACUCCUGAGCUGGACAUGGAUCUGAUUGGAUACAAACCCUGCAGCACUCCCACGAAAGGUAUCGAAAACCUGGCGUUUGACCGUAACACAGACUCCCUGUUUGAGGAGCUGUCCUCUGCGGGGAUGGGGCUCAUAGGGGAUGUGGACGAAGGGGCCGACCUGCUGGACCUUAGUUUGAUUGGAAUGGGUCGGGAAGUGGAGAAUCUAAUCCAGGAAAAUUCACAGCUGCUUGAGACAAAGAAUGCUCUGAAUGUGGUUAAUAAAGAUUUGAUCCUGAAGGUGGAUGAGUUGACCUGUGAGAAAGAGGUGCUGCAGGGGGAGAUGGAGGCUUUGCUGCAGGCCAAAAACAAGAUAGAGGAGAAAAACAGAAAGCUGGAGGAGGAACUGAAAAAAGUCCGACAGGAAGUAGAGGAAGUGAAGCAGAAUAGCAAAGAUGAAGAAGAUAGUGAGGUACCAACAGCUCAGAGGAAGCGCUUCACCAGAGUGGAAAUGGCCAGAGUGUUGAUGGAGAGGAACCAGUAUAAGGAGCGGCUGAUGGAGCUCCAGGAAGCUGUGAGGUGGACGGAGAUGAUCAGGGCUUCAAGGGAAAAUCCAACUCUCACAGAAAAAAAGAGAUCAAGCAUCUGGCAGUUCUUCAGCAGACUGUUUAGCUCCUCCUCCAGUUCCUCGGUGAUGAAGACAGUGGAGGACCAGUCCAAAUUAAAGUACAACUCCCCAGGGAGCCUGGUGAAGCGGAGCAGCACUUUCUCCCAGUUCCCCACAGAGAAGUCCAAGAUAUUUGACUUCAUGAAUGAAGGAACGGAGCAGUGCAGCUCGCCCUCGCAUAAGGAGAAGAAGAAAGCCCAGUACCGACAGGUUAAGGCCCACAUGCAAAAAGAGGACGGACGGGUCACUGUGCACGGCUGGAGCCUGCCGAGCAAACACAAGGUUGUAAAUGGGGGGCAGAUGGAAAACAAAAUGAAUUUACCUGUAUCUGUCUACCUGCGGCCUUUGGACCAGAAAGAUGCUUCUAUGAAGCUGUGGUGCGCUGCAGGGGUCAACUUGUCUGGGGGUCGGAGGGUUCCCUCAUCAGAAAUGACAAAGCAGAUAAAGGGCUCCCAGAGUAGCCUGGACCAGCUAGAGCAGGAGAACAAGGAAAAAGGGGAGAAGGAGCUGAUUGUCCAGGAUGAGAUAUCCAGUCGUGUAUGGGUGUGCAUGAGCACCAGUUCCUCCACUAAAGUUAUGGUACUGGAUGCCACACAGCCCACCGAGGUGCUUGACACCUUCUACGCCUGCAACACACAUGUAGCCUGCAUUGCUAGUGUACCUGGUGUGUUAGAUUCAGAUUAUCCUGCCGGGGAGGAGGUACUCCAGGAGCCGGAGGCCAGCCAAGGGGACGGGGUUUCGCUGGCCGGCAGUGUGGCAAGUGUGGGCUCAACAGGCAGCGAUGGAGCCGCGGCAGCUGAAGGCGUCACCGCCGUUCUUCAAACCGCAAGCUUAGGUGUCUCUGAGCAGCCAGCGGAGUACAGCGCCACUUCAGGCUCAGUUGUUUAUUUCUCAAUUCCUACAGUUCAACUGUCCAGAGAGACAAGCCCAACAGAGGACGGGGUUCCUACAGCCGAAGAGGCAACAGAAGCGACAGAGGCCAAUGCCGGUGUGGGUGAAGGAGAGGAAGAUCAGGGAGCAUAUCCAAACCAGCCAGGAAUUUACACAGAGCAUGUGUUUACAGACCCUCUGGGGGUAGGGCCCACUGACUCCUGUCCUGCAGAGGCACAGAGGGGCCUUGUGCAGGAUGGUGAGCCUGCCCUGCCAGAAGUCAUUGAUACGUCCGAUAGUGAAGUCCUGAGAAUGAGCAGCGCUCUACCAACCAUGUGGCUGGGAGCUCAGAACGGAUGCCUGUAUGUGCACUCGUCUGUGGCACGAUGGAGAAAGUGUCUCCAUGCGAUUAAGCUCAAAGACUCCAUCCUCAGCGUUGUACACGUUAAAGGGAGGGUGUUGGUAGCUUUGGCUGAUGGGACCUUAGCAAUUUUUCACAGAGGCGCCGAAGGUCAGUGGGAUCUGACCAACUACCACCUGUUGGAUCUGGGGCGGCCACACCACUCCAUCCGCUGCAUGACGGUGGUCCAUGACAAGGUGUGGUGUGGCUACAGAAAUAAGAUUUACGUUAUUCAGCCCAAAGCCAUGAGGAUAGAGAAGUCAUUUGAUGCUCAUCCUCGCAAAGAGAGUCAGGUGCGCCAGCUGGCCUGGGUCGGAGACGGUAUCUGGGUGUCCAUCCGACUGGAUUCAACGCUGCGCUUGUUUCAUGCCCACACCUACCAGCACCUGCAAGACGUGGACAUUGAGCCUUACGUCAGCAAAAUGCUGGGUACUGGUAAACUUGGCUUCUCUUUCGUGAGAAUCACAGCUCUGGUGGUUUCCUGCAACCGACUAUGGGUGGGGACAGGAAAUGGAGUCAUCAUCUCCAUCCCAUUAUCUGAAGCUAACAAGACAGCAGGGAUAGUUUCUAAUCGCCCAGGCAGCGCUGUACGGGUUUACAGCGAUGACUGCUCAGAGGGCGCUGUGUCGUGCAGCUUCGUGCCGUACUGCUCCAUGGCCCACGCCCAGCUCUGCUUCCACGGACAUCGGGAUGCAGUAAAGUUUUUUGUCACAGUACCAGGUCAAGCGAUGCCACCUCCGGGCAGUGCAGAUUCAGGUUCUGAUGAUCCUCCAUCUGAAUCCUCAGACACAGCAACCUCUGAACCCAAAACAUACCUGGUCAUGAGCGGAGGAGAAGGUUACAUUGACUUUAGAAUCGGCGAUGAAGGCAGCGAGCUGGACGGUUUAUCCGAGCAGGCCAGCAGCCAGCCGGUGGCGCCCGCCAAGACCGAGCGAAGCCACCUCAUUGUCUGGCAGGUUGCCACUCCUCAUGAGUGAAAAACAUCGCAGAUUGCUGCAUCAGCUGCGGGGCCCCCCAGCAAGCCCGCAUGUCCCGCUUCGUUUUUUGUUUUUUUUCCACUAUCCUCUUUGCCUGAGUAAAAAACUUCUUUGUAAAGAAAACAAAAUGACAACAACAAAAAAUACUAAUUAUUUUUAUUCAGUGUUUUGUACCAUUUUAUUCCUUAAGAAUUUGAAACCGGGAAGCUCAUGUUUAUGUUAACGUAAAAGAAACCGUCCAGAUGUCCGCGCUUCUGAGUUGCACUUUCAGCAUGAUUAGUCCAAUCAUGUUAAUGUUUACCUAAAGGGUUUGAAAAUGAAAGGUAAAAGGGAUAUUUUAGUAGUUUUCUGUUAAUUAAAGCCUUUUUUUCUGCAUAAUUAGAAUCAAACCUAAUGGGAAUAAACCUUGUUUCAGAGACUGUUUCAUCAUCUAGGUUGCCACAUGAAGAAACAUCCAUGCACUUUGGUAAGGUUUCCUUGUGAAUAGAAGAACCAGGUUAGCAUUAGUUUGCAUGAGGAAGUCCUUUGUCCUCACUAAAAUAUGUGCUCGGCCACCCUGGAGCUAAACCUCCGUCCCAUCGGUGAAAAAACAUGGCUGCCAGUGCCGUCAGCUCACUGCUUCCUGUUUGCUUCAGCUCAAUGGCACUUUAAAAUGUUAAAUGUUAGUCACAUAAUAAAGUCUGGAGGAAUACGAGUGUAAGUAAUGUAAUCUACUGUGUCCUGAUUCUAUGAAGGGAGAAUUAAAAUGUUCAAAUUUUUGUUUGCUAGGAUUUUACAGUAACCAAAUGUUGGAGGAAGAAAACGAAAGGUCAUGGCUCUUUUUUUAUUUGCUAGUCGAGGGAUUUUUGAGUUAAUUGGUUGUAUUAGAUUUUAUUACAGGGGACCACACAACACUAAAGAGAGUCUCCCAUUAUUUCUCCUUCUCUCUUGUUUUUUUAUUUGUCCUUGUACUGAAGGUCUUAAAAGGCAAUUAUGACGUUUUUAUUGUUAUUUUGACAUUUUGAGUUCCUUUGGGAGCUACUUAAUGAAAUGAGUGUUUUAAUGACUGACUGAUAUGAUAGCAAGAUGGCUGUACGAUUUCAGAUGUUUUAAUUUGUUUUUAUAUCAAAAGAGCGGGGGCCAAGUUUGAUCCCAAGUCCAUUUCAUAGCAGUAACUUUAUAUUGUGUGUGUGUGCCAUUCCAGUAUUUAUUUUCUCCUUUGUUAAGGAGCCCAUUUGGGCUCAGAAUGUAACUUUCUACAUGAAAAAAUAUCAUAGGAGGCUAUUGUAAACAACAUAGUCCAAUGAGUUUACAUGAUUGUUAAUAAUGGUUAAAUAAAAUAGAUUAAUGCAAA
Girardinichthys multiradiatus is the source of this 5409-nucleotide messenger RNA. RefSeq names its product sperm associated antigen 9a (gene spag9a). Gene Ontology annotation, molecular function: kinesin binding; MAP kinase scaffold activity; signaling receptor complex adaptor activity. Gene Ontology annotation, biological process: vesicle-mediated transport. The transcript has 31 exons. Gene Ontology annotation, cellular component: cytoplasm. NCBI's taxonomy places the organism in Eukaryota, Metazoa, Chordata, Actinopteri, Cyprinodontiformes, Goodeidae. The record is from RefSeq and is a predicted model, not a curated record. The coding region runs from base 192 to 4076 and encodes 1294 amino acids.